This is a messenger RNA of Strongyloides ratti, 936 nucleotides long. Its product is annotated as Nuclear inhibitor of protein phosphatase 1. Gene Ontology annotation, molecular function: protein serine/threonine phosphatase inhibitor activity; mRNA binding; protein binding. Gene Ontology annotation, cellular component: nuclear speck. Bases 1 to 936 code for a protein of 311 amino acids. The transcript is spliced from 2 exons. Lineage: Eukaryota; Metazoa; Nematoda; Chromadorea; Rhabditida; Strongyloididae. The record is from RefSeq and is a predicted model, not a curated record.
AUGACUGAAGAGAAUCCGUAUCCAAAUUAUUUGAUACCAUCAUGGCAUGGAGAACCACCCCAAGGUAUGCAUUUAGAUGUUAUAAAAGAUGACAAUUUGAUACAGAAAAUUAUGGUUGAUGAAAAACAUUUUUAUUACUUUGGCCGAAAUCCAGAACAAGUUGACAUUGUGGUAGAACAUACAUCAUGUUCUCGUGUGCAUGGUGUGUUAAUUUAUCAUCAAGCAUUAAAACGUUUUGCACUUGUUGAUCUAAAAUCAAGUCAUGGAACUUAUUGUGGUAGUGUUAAAUUAGAACCUUUUACACCUAUGUUUCUUAAUGUUAAUGAUUCUUUUCAUUUUGGAGCAUCAACAAGACAUUUUGUUAUUAGAGAAAAACCAAAAGAAACAAUUAUUAAGAUGCCUGAGGAGGGUGAUGAAAAUGCUAUUAAUGCUGCUGAGGAACAAUUAGCCUGCCUAACAGAAUAUAAUACAACAUUAAAUAGAAAAAAACAAAUAAUAAAUAUUAGUGAUGAAGAUUGUAAAAAGAAGAAAAAAAAAAGAGGAAAAGUUAAUUUUUAUGAGGAAGAGAUUAUUUUAAAUAUAGAUGAGUUUGAUGAUAAAAUUGGCAAAUUUAGAAAUAUGGCUGUAUCUUUUGUUGUUUCAAAUAAAAAUAAAGGAAAAAAUAUUAGUGAAAUUAAUAGUGGGAAUGAAAGCAAAAUUAUUGGAAUGAAAAGAAAAAUUGGUACGGGAGAUGUUUUAAAUCUUUCUGACAAAAAAAGUAGGUUAGGUUUUAAAAGUGAGACAUUGGGUAAUAUGUUAUUAAAUGCUGCUCCGGAUUUGGAUGAUCAAACUUAUGGACCAACUAUAGAAGAUAUAGAACCAUUUGAGAAAAAGAAAAAAUAUGCCAAAGAGGCUUGGCCAGGAAAGAAACCAGAAACUGAUUCUGGGUUGUGUUGA